AUGCAACCUCUAAACCCCUUUCUUGCCGCCUUCUUCAAGAGUUCUGUUGCCGCGCAGUGCACCCCGGUUCAUCACUUCAUACUCCUUGUCCCACAGACGGAUGUGCUCCUCACCCAUCGUGAGACAGAGAGUGGCGCUUCUACGAGCGACUUCGUCGCCUCGGAGGAGUUUCUAGCCAGUCAUGUCCUGCGCAUUCCUCCGCCUGGUGGAAAGGAGGCAAGCCAGAAUUUGCGAGAGGUCCGAGGCAAGGCGAAGCAGUUCUCGACGCUAAACGGGAGAAGCGUCAUUGUCAAGGAUGCAUCCAUAUACAGUAACAAGGGAUUCAAGACGCUAGCACAGGCGCAAACCCAAAGCGAUGCGAUCUGGUAUCCCGACGUAUUCGAAGCGAGACAAUGGCUGCUAUACUAUAUAUCAAAACCAUUGGUUGGGACUUGGCGAGAGCUUGUAGUUCCUCCUGCGAUAUUGCCUACCUCAGAUCAGACCGUCGAGACGCAGCAACCCGCAAACGGUGAUUCUGCGGAAUACUCGGCGCCCAAGAAAAAAGACAUCAAAACGUUCCACGAGCUUCUCAAUAAUUUCCCCAUGAUUGCUCGACAGAUGCAAACUGGGCUAGAAGAGAUAUUUACAGAGUUUACUAUUGUUUUUCAGAAGCCGCUGCCUGCGCCCCCGUCGGCGGCCGAAAUUCCAGACCCCAUGCCCGACGGGCCCAUUGCCACAGCGAUGAGGCGAGCAAGGUCAAGUAGCUUCAAUUUGCGGUCGCAGCCCGAAUCCAGAGCAAACACAUUGCCCGUCACCGAAGAUUUUUACGCCGAAGACGAGGAGGAUGUGAUGCGUGCGUCUUUGGAGACUGCUGUCACCACGGCCAUUGACCUGUUCCAAGGUGUGGACAAGCAGCAACUGUCUCUGCUUGGCGCAACCACAGACCUUACCGGCCCGCUUGUUGAGAAAUUAAUUGAACGAUACAUAACGGAAAAUGUGCACCAUCUUCUAUUUUCCAGGCUGGUUUCCCUGAAGCGCCCGGAUGACUUGGAGCUGGAGGCAAAGAUACGCCAGAUGGAGUAUAUUGACAUUUCGCAACUGGGAAUCGCUAUUGGCGGUGGACUGAAGGCGAAACACGACUUGAUUAUUCAUCUUGGGCCAGCAGUUGAAGAGUUUCGUAAGAUUCUGAACGCUAUGAGCCCUCAAGAAAUGCUGGAGCUUCUACUUUCCACCGUCAAGAGUGUCUCCCAACUCACCGGAGAAGCCAACGAGGAGGGACAAGAUCAGUCAGCUGAAAAGGCCAUCAUGACAGUUAAUGCUGACACGUUAGUUUCUUUGCUGCUUUACGUCGUGAUACGGUCAGGCGUGCGCAAUCUCCAAGCUCGCCUUGGCUACGUUCGAAAUUUCAUCUUUGUUGACGACGUGGAUAGCGGCGAACUUGGAUACGCGCUUAACACAUUCGAAGCAGUUUUGCUCUAUCUGGCUACGGACUCGUCUGGACUACGUCGUGCAAGUAGGAAGAACAAGGCGCUUUGGGAAGCCGCAAAAAAGGGCUCCAUGUCGGAUCUGAAAAAGAUCAUGGAGCCUAAUACGUCUGCUAUUGAGGAUGAUGACGAAGACGAGCCCCCAUCGCAAAAGUCUAGCAGACGACAGUCCUUUAGCUGGGGUUAUGCAAAUGGCUCUUCACGACACUCGUUAACUGGCCUUGCCACACAAGAUCGAUUAUCCAAAGGCUCCGGCUUGCGCCACGUCUUCCCCUUUCAGACUGACGGAGGAUGCGAUGGUGAUGACGACCGCAAUAUAUGCAGCUUUAAAGUUAACAAAGUGAAGAAAGUAUCGAUGGAUACCCGAAGCUUCUCCAGCGACUCCGAGUUUUCGUUCCACUCACGCUCAACGAGCGCUGGGACCAUUGGUAGCGCUCUGGAGGGUGAUAUCUCUGUCGAGCGACUGGCGCAAACGAGUGACUCAUUUGGCGAAUCUGUUUUGAUGAUGGCUGUCCAAAAUGGCCAGCUUAAGAUUCUAAAGUACCUCUUGUCACUGGGCGGCUACUUUCCCUUUGAAUCCGUCUUAGAGGACAUGAACAACGAGGAUACGUCUCUCCUGAGCGCUGCAGUGCAGCAUGGAAAUACUGAAAUCAUUGAUACACUUUUGGACUGCAUCAGCUCUGGCAUUUCCCACGAGCAGCUGGUUCAAUAUGUUCAAGCGCAGGACAUUUGGGGACGCAGCUUAGGUCACUAUCUGUUCAACUCGCCAGCCCUCAUCACCAGAAUCGGUUACCUUAUUCCGUGGAAACAGCGUGACAAAAAUGGUCAGACUCCCUUGUUUGCCCUCUGCCGAUCGUACGACCAUGCCGACUACUACAAUAUGGUGGAAGCUGGUCUCAAAGCCGCCAAGGUUGCUCAAGGAGAUGGACAGUUGCUGCACGUGGACGAUCAUAUCGAUGGCAAAGGAAAUACACUGCUACACAUUAUCAACGAUCCAAGGCUGGCCUUGAGGAUUUUACAGUACUGUGACGUUGAUGUCAACGCAACCAACGAAAAACGAUUUACCGCACUCAUGGUCGCCAGCAAGUACGGACGUUAUGACAUGGUCAGAUCAUUGUUUGCCGACCCUCGGGUAGAUCUUGGAGCCAGGGAAGCCAGGGGACUGACAGCCGUGGAACUGGCCAAGGAUGAAGACGUCAGAAACAAGAUUGACGAUCUGGGGUUGUUCAGCAUGCCGCCUAGUUCGGAUGGGCGUAUUACUGGAGUAGUGCGAGCUUUCUUCGUUGAGGAUGGCACAGUCCGACUGGUGCUCAAGUCAGCUGCUCCAACAGACCAUGAUAGCUACACAGUAACGACGAGUCGGCGAUCACUGUCUGAUUUUGAGCAGCUGGGCCGACUCUUGGCCGAGGAGAAUCCAGCGUCCUGGGUCCCAGCAGUCACUGACACACGCUCACCAUUCCAAUUACCGUCAAAACCAUCUCGAGCUUUGCUGCGUGACAUUCAAGCUAAGAUGGACUGGUUUCUGCGAACCAUGCUAAAUCAUCCAACCCUUUCGAAACAUGAAAUGCUUUGGGAGUUCUUUUUGGUACCUGAACUGCAGCUGGGAACAAUGGAGGAAAGAACGCGGCUCAAAAUCGAGGCCCGGACAGAGCGCAUCAGAGAGGAAUACGAACCAGUGCAAGAUCUAAGAGAAGUUGAACAGUUUGUUAACCACGCACGCGAAACUGUACGCAGCGUCAACUAUGCUACCAAGAGUGCUACGAGACGUGCCAACAGCGUUGGUGUAGUGACCGCCGACAUCUACGAUUCACUGGUCCUGCUACACCGGGGCGCGUCCGGCCUUAUUUUUCUACCAAAGAGCCACAUUACAGCACUGGAAAUGUAUGCCAGAGCAAUGCAGCCGACACAGUCAAGCCCGCACACGACGCUUCACACGACACUAAUUGCUGUCCAAUCCACAGUUCAGGCAUUGCUUUCGGCGCUUGGACGGCCGACGACCCUAGUCGCGCAAAUCAUCAAUGCAAAACGGGAAGCAGAUAGAAAUCAAGGCUCUAUCGGAAGAUCCUCACGAUGGCCUCUGGGUUUGCUGGACGACACGCGCCAGCGUCUGCAAGAAGAGAAGGAGAAGAAGGCACAGAAAUGGCGGGAGGAAGCCUCUUACAUGGCCCGUGAAUUGCGCUAUACACAGCAAACAGUGGCGGCAGAACUAGCCGGCUGGCAGAACAUACAUGACACGAUGGUUAGACGGGCGCUGCGAGACUAUGGACGAUGCAUGCUGCUACAGGAGAAGAUGAAACUAGAGGGCAUGGCGAGGGCACUAAGAGUGAUACAUAGCAGAGCACCGCCACCAACUUCCAGGACGACGGAGGCGAACUCGUAA
Molecule: messenger RNA, 3843 nt
Organism: Cordyceps militaris CM01
Lineage: Eukaryota; Fungi; Ascomycota; Sordariomycetes; Hypocreales; Cordycipitaceae
Product: VPS9 domain protein
Exons: 2
Coding region: 1-3843 (1280 amino acids)
Biological process (GO): early endosome to late endosome transport
Cellular component (GO): early endosome; plasma membrane; tubular endosome
Molecular function (GO): phosphatidylinositol binding; guanyl-nucleotide exchange factor activity; SNARE binding
Source: RefSeq, a predicted model, not a curated record